Molecule: messenger RNA, 3292 nt
Organism: Syngnathus acus (greater pipefish)
Lineage: Eukaryota; Metazoa; Chordata; Actinopteri; Syngnathiformes; Syngnathidae
Product: reelin domain-containing protein 1-like
Exons: 5
Coding region: 395-2920 (841 amino acids)
Molecular function (GO): oxidoreductase activity, acting on metal ions
Source: RefSeq, a predicted model, not a curated record
GAGGAGGAGGAGGGGGUUGCCUCUGUUCAAAUGCUCCGGAGAUCCUGUAGGGAGGCGGCUGCAGCUGGUGUACAUCCUGUUGGUGUGUUGGAUGAGGGGUGGGGGGCGGGGGUCUUAAUCCUGUAGAACUAUAGAUCCUCGAGACAACACUUAAGACAAAAAUCUAUCCAGUGCUUUACUCGACCUUUCUUGAGUGUUGGCCAACCCUGCUUGUUCAAAUCGUCACUAGAGGGAGUGCUCAGAAGCACCAGCAGCAGAUCUAGUAAUUGUGGCUCUAUGCCCACCCACCUCCCUACCACCACACUUCAAAGUCCCCUGCCCAAAAUCCCUCCAGCUCAUCUUCAGACACUUGCUCUCACACAUUUGCUCAGCACUGAGAAGACAUCCUAGCAAGAUGCAGUCCUCCCUGCUUCAUUUGGGGACAACCGUGAUCUUGUCAUGCUUUGUCCUGCCUGCUGCUGCGUUCUCUCGCGGCGCGGGUCCCGCUUCCUGCCAGGCGAUGAGCCCGGGUCACAUUCGGGUCCAACCUCAGGACCCGCAGCAGAGCUAUGUCACAAUUCGUACGUCGGUGGACUCGUAUCUGCCUGGACAGUUGGUAACAGUGACAGUCCGAAGCUCUCGGGACUUCAUGGGUUUCCUGCUGCAGGCCCGCCGUGUUGAAGAUUCAGAAGCCACCGCUAGAGUCGCAGGUGGGGCAGAACCGGACCUUCUGGUGGGCGGAUCCUGGACCCUGGCCCCGCCCGGGACCCACACGUUGCGCUGCCUGUCGGAGGGCGAUACGCUCACCCACUCGGACAAACAGCUGAAACGAAACCUGUCGUUCGUGUGGAGGGCUCCUGAUGCACCCGUCGGAGACAUUCGCUUCUAUAUCACAGUGGUUCAGUCCUACUUUGUUUACUGGGCCGGGAUUAAGUCUGCAGUGGUGCGUGAUGGGACUCGGAGUCUUUGGACUACAAGAAACACAACAGGAGCCGAGACAGGGCGAGCAGUUUUUGGUCUUCAUGAUGAGACUUUUACUCAGAUACCAGCUCCACUGAACCAACCCAGUCAAUCCAUCGGUUCUGCUUCGUUAGGAAAGCAAAGCUUUACCCCAAAAAAGGUCUGGAAGAACACUUCAAGUCCAGUGACGCUCGCAAGGUACCAAAAGGGCCGAAGAACUAAGAACUACUCAGUCCUUCAAACGUCAAGAGAUCAUUCAAGCAGCAACUACCUGGACUCAGGAUCUCUGGCUGAAGAGUCAGGCGGAGAUCCUUAUCCUUUCAUCACCCCUUUCCCACCAGAUGAAGGUCUCUCUCGUCGAUAUUGGGAGGGCACAGAAACAAGGGCGUCAACACCAAGUCCACUAACGUCUCCAGAAAAUAAGCGUCUCCUUAACACGAACCCCUCAGAGCCAACCUCGUAUAAACCGACAAGACCGCUCAAUGUCCCAACGACUUUGUUUGGCUACAAGAUCCAAAGUCGCUUACAAACAUCUCAGAAGAGCCUCACGACACAUAACGUAAGAAGCCAGUCUAAGUCUUCACUUCAAUCACAGUCCAACACCGACAUGGAGAGUCCUUCCAGCCAGACAGUUUCCAACUCCACAACCUUUUUACCGACUUCUCUGAAGUCUACAACUCAAAGUUUUCUUCUGCAGCCCGAAGACUCCAGAGAUGGACCAUCGCAUCCUCCCAAUAGCUCUCGUCAAACUCUGUUCCAGACAUCCAUGUCUCAAUCUCCGCAGGACGUUAGCAACACCUUAAAAAAUCUUCUCCUGUCUGACAAAGCAGUUGAGGGAGCAAGAACUAGACCACAACCAUGGUCCAAAGAACAUCCUCAAACUGUGACUCACAACAGUCAACCGUCAGUUUCCACUAGAAGAUUGAAAACUUUGGUUUUCACAACAAAGUCUGAACAUACUUCAACCACAACAGGAAAAAACAUGAGCUCAUUUGAUUCUUCUGGUUCUCCUCAAGGUGUUAUCAGCCAAUCUUCACCAAGCUACAUCGUCGCUAAACACCCAACCAAGAAUCCUUUCACACUUUCUUCCAGCCAAGAACAAACCAUUCCUGUUUAUUCCCAUCUUCCAAAACCUUCUCCUAUGUCUACACCUCCUAAAUGGAUCUCAGGCAUUCUGUCCUCCACUUACCAAACCAUGACCCCCACAACAUCAACAUUUCCCUCGAGCAGCUCCAUCAACUCUCCAUCAUCAGCCACAUUCAAUCUUCAUGGUCCAUUCAGGUCUUCCAUCCCGGGAAGCACAAAUUCCCCAUCCUCUCCUACCACCACCAGGUCUACAAGCAUGCCCUCCUCCUCCUUGAUCCCUUCAAGUUCUCACCUUCCUCUCACCUCAGUGGGAUCCUUGUCUUUUAUUUUGGCUGCCUCACCUUCCUCCCAAGUAACUUCCCCACAUCCAGGACCUUCUCCAGCUCCACGUCGCUCCCUCAACAACCGCCCCUCAAUAUCUCCCGUACCUUUCCCAUCCCAAAGACAGACCCACAUUGCAUCAUCUAACCCCAAAGAAAAAUAUCAUCCAUCAACCUCUAGCCACACACUCCAUUCCAACAUCAGGGAGGAACUAAAACCCAAACCUCCAAAACUGGACACCAAGCGUCCCUUGAAUCCCUUGAAAACUCCAGGAAUGGAGGGCAAGUAUCCGGAAAUUGUCACCAGGCAUAGCUCUUGGGAGCUGGGAAUGCUGCUGGGCUGCUCGGCCGGUCUGGGAAUGGCGCUGGUGGUCGGCGUGCGCUACGUCUACAGACAGGCCUGCGGAAAACACACCGAGGUGACGCUACACGACCGGGAGAGAGAUUACGGGAGGGGCGAGCGAGGGAUGAUCCACGUUCAGGAGUGCGGCGAUUUGGUGCGAGUCCGCCGAAUCCGAGAGAACAGCCUGGUGCUCCUUGCCGAGUACGACAUACUAGCCUCGCCUGGAGACUGAGACGGAAUCCAGUGUGAAAAUGAUUUGGAUUUAUUUCCUUUUCUGAAAAUAGAGGAACAUUUCAGAUUCUUUCUGUAGACUCAAAAGCAGUAAAUGUGCCGUGACACUCAAAGUAGAAACUCUUUGGUAUUAGGUGGUGGGAAAAUGCUUUGUAAACGUUUGUAGCAUCAAACACAUGAAAACACGAUGUUCAUGUCGGGUCACCAUCACUAUUAAACAUUCAAGGCUUUAAGUUAAAUUAAAUACAUAAUCUAGCCUCAAGACUCUUGUAACAAUAUCAAAACCAUUGUAACAAAAGUUCACAUUCCCUGUUACUGGAAGCUGGAAUGCUGAGUAGAAAAUGUAGAAAAGACAAUUAAAAAAAAAAAAAAA